UGUCCUCACCCUCCAAUCACCCCCCUUCACCCUAAUCAUAUAUUCAUUCGUGACUUCCCGGACUAUGCACUCCUUGAUCAUCAGGCUCCUACCAACUCCCUCAUUCUUCUUCUGUUUCUCCUUACUCUUGAUUUUUUCUGCUUGGUUAGGGUUGAUACUUGGUUUUCAGAGGUCACGGACUAGCAGUUAUGGGGGACUCUUCUGCUUCAUACAUACAUAUGGUACAACACCUAAUAGAGAAUUGUUUGAUCUUCCACAUGAGUAAAGAAGAGUGCAUGGAAGCCCUCUCCAAACAUGCAAACAUCGAACCCGUCAUCACCUCUACCGUGUGGAAUGAAUUGGAGAAAGAGAACAAGGAAUUCUUUGAAGGCUACAACACUCAAACUCAAACUAAGGACGACCGUCUGUCAGAGGCAGAGACCGACGAAUUGAUCCAAAAGAUGAUAUCAGAUUCCACCUCUAAAGAUCACCGGAGCUCCUCCAAAGAUCCUGCAGACUCCUCCAAAGACCCAGACACAUAAACCAUAAUAUCCCAUUGAAAAUGAUCUCUACCCCACAUCCAGAAAAGGGCAGAGACUUACUGUAUAUGGUACAUAAAUAUGCCGCUCAUCCCCUUUGUUUAUGUAUUAUGAACUCAUUCAACAUGCAAUAACCAAUCUCAUUCAGUCAUCUUUUAGACUGCAAAUGGUUUAA
Molecule: messenger RNA, 693 nt
Organism: Vitis vinifera (wine grape)
Lineage: Eukaryota; Viridiplantae; Streptophyta; Magnoliopsida; Vitales; Vitaceae
Exons: 3
Coding region: 189-521 (110 amino acids)
Biological process (GO): developmental process
Source: RefSeq, a predicted model, not a curated record